AUGCUGUGUCUGGUUUGCGAAACUGAAGCUCAUGGACAACACUUUGGAAUACGAUGUUGUCGGGCAUGUGCUGCUUUCUUUCGACGAACUCUUACAAUGGACCUCAAAUACAAAUGCCGGUUCCUGAAAAAGUGUGAAGUGUCUCUUAAUAAACGAUAUUCCUGUCGAUACUGCCGAUUUGAGAAAUGCCUUCGAGUUGGAAUGCGCAAAGAUAUGGUUCAAGGAAAAUCGGAAAUCGAGAAGGACUCAUCCGGAGCCGAAACUGAUAGCAUUGGUAAUUCCCCACACUCAUCGACAGAAUCAUAUUCUUAUCGACCCGUUCCACCUUUCAUACUGGCUCCAAACAUUUCGCAAUCACAAAAUAUUGAUAACGUAUAUCAGCCAAACGGCGACUUGAAUCAACCAAAUAUUUCAUUUCAUCAUACUGUGAUCGAGGAGGUUGGGAGAGCUGUAAUGCCAAUGUCAACGCCGAAUACGUACCCGACGCAACAUAACGAGUACACUUAUACUGACCUGUCAACUUUUGAAGAACAAUCUUCUUCAUCAAUGUAUAUACCAAAUAUUCCGCCAAUUACAACAGCGCCGACUCAAUUUAACCCGUCUCCACCAAUAAAUAGCGAAGGAAGCCAAACAUUUGCAAUGGCUGCUCAACAAGCAACUCAAGAUCUUCAUGUUAAUGUUCAAAACUAUUUAACGCCGGCGAUAGACAACCUCUUUAGCCAACCACCGGAUUCAUUCAUUGAUCUACCUCAAAUACCACUUUCCCUAUGCCAGCAGGCACUUUUAGCGUACCAAAAGCACAACAAGAUGUGGCCUCAACAAGAUGAACUCAUUGAAAACAUGCCAUUGGAUAUGGAUUUGUUCAUGAAAAAUCACUAUAUUGAAAUCGAGCAUAUCGCACGAUUUUGUAUGUCUAUUGGCGUUUUUGCGCAGCUACCUAAAGAUCAGAAGUGGAUUAUCUUCAAACACUUUUGGACGCGAUUUUAUGAACUUGACCGGUGUUUUGCGACAUGUCAAAGACUUGGUUACAAUUUGAACGAUGAAAGAGGAGUGACAUUGAAUGGCCAAGUUAUUAAUUUUGGAAUUUCGGUUGUCAAACUCGAAAACUUUAGUGAUAUGGACGCCACACAAGUCAAAAAUUUUCUUAAAGGCAGUAUGGAUAAAGUGCGGCUAAUUUUUAUCAAUCCAUUCAAGAAAUUGCAACCAACCGAAUAUGAGCUUAUGUACAUGAUGAUGAGCAUCAUGUGGAGUGUUUCUAAUCUACCCGGAAUCUCAGAUGCUACAAAGGCUAUUGCGGAUAAAGUGGAAAUCCGAUUAGCUGAAGAAUUGCAUACUUAUUACUCAGUUCAAUAUGACAAUUUGAAUCCCAAUUAUGCUGGAAGAAUUACAAAGUUGAGCAGCAUCGCGUCGGCUGUUGAUGAAAUUACGGAACGAAAACGGGAAGACAGCCAGGUUUCGAAAACAUUCAACAUCUUCAAGCACGACUUCUUCCUUAGCGAUCUCACCGACUUCCCAGUUUAA
This is a messenger RNA of Caenorhabditis bovis, 1521 nucleotides long. NCBI's taxonomy places the organism in Eukaryota, Metazoa, Nematoda, Chromadorea, Rhabditida, Rhabditidae. The record is from the annotation of a GenBank genome assembly.